Messenger RNA from Drosophila takahashii, 3638 nucleotides. It is a transcript of the gene SerT, whose product is annotated as Serotonin transporter. Gene Ontology annotation, molecular function: serotonin:sodium:chloride symporter activity; serotonin binding. Gene Ontology annotation, biological process: sodium ion transmembrane transport; serotonin uptake. Gene Ontology annotation, cellular component: neuron projection; plasma membrane. Lineage: Eukaryota; Metazoa; Arthropoda; Insecta; Diptera; Drosophilidae. The record is from RefSeq and is a predicted model, not a curated record.
AUUGUUAAAAUAUAAUAUAAUACUAUAAAAAGAGUGUAUGAAUCGCAAAGUGGAAAGUGCCAUUUAAUUUCAAAUUUAACCAAAACAUUUUAUAUAAAGGCUUAAAUACUUGAAUUCUUCGAUUCACUUGUGACCUGACUUUAUUAUAAUGUAAUUUCCGCAAUUAUCCAUUCCAACUGGAAACUAAAUUAGUGAAAUGAAACUUUUGGUCUUGUCAAUCGGCUGGACAGGAUAGUAAUGUGGCAGCCAUUUAACAAGACAAACUAGGCGCUCUUAAUGGGACACGCCCCCUCUUGGACAGGCAGGCGGUGGUGAGGGGAGGCUGUUCAAUCAACCAACUUCUUGUUCGAUAAGCAACAGUUUGCUGCAAUUUAAGUUACACUUUGCCACCUGUCGGAUGCCUCGAACCUCCAACCCCAGAAAGGAUACUCGGCCGAAGUAUCCUUCGGUUCGUCGUCCUGCCGACGACAAAUUGGCGCCCGCCUGCGCAUCCAGCGUAUAAAAGGAGGUCUCCGGCAGCAGGAUUCAUCAGUUGGCCCAAAGGAGCGGCGCGCGUCUCUCAAAUCGGACGCAUGGAAGCCAGAAAAGUUUAAAAAUUGUGCAGUGCCUUUGUCAUAAUUCAAAGUGUUUAAUUCAGAAAUUUAAGAAGGUUGUGCCAAGGAAGUGCCAUUUUUUUCAAGUUUCAUUUAAAAAUUAUUUGCCAGUCGAUUCAGCGAGGCCAGCAUGUGAAGAGCCGUGGGAAAAUGCAAUUUUCUCGACCACAACGUUAAACGGGCCGGAAAAGCGGAAAAGCGAGGGAUUGCAGGUGGUGAAAAAGCCGUGAAAAGCCGCAAAUAGAGGCGUAGAUUUCCCUUUUUCUGGCCCCGGACUGAGUACAGCUUUAGAUUUCGGCUGGCUAAGCUCGUGCCGCGAUCGGCGUACACUGCCACGCCUCCAGGCACCACGCCCCCUCCGCCCCUGACACGCCCCCUCGACCGCAACAUGGACCGCAGCGGUAGCUCCGAUUUCGGGGGAACAGUGGCUGCCACGACCGGCCGCUCGAAUCUGAACUCCGCUCCCUGGAGCGACGACAAGGAGUCACCGAACAACGAGGACGACUCCAACGAGGACGACGGCGACCACACGACACCCGCCAAGGUCACCGAUCCGCUGGCCCCCAAAUUGGCCAACAAUGAGCGCAUUUUGGUUGUGUCCGUGACGGAAAGAACCCGUGAGACCUGGGGACAAAAAGCAGAGUUCCUGUUGGCCGUGAUUGGAUUCGCAGUUGAUCUGGGCAACGUUUGGCGAUUUCCCUACAUUUGCUAUCAGAAUGGCGGAGGUGCGUUCCUGGUUCCCUACUGCCUGUUCCUCAUCUUCGGCGGUCUUCCCCUCUUUUAUAUGGAACUGGCUUUGGGUCAGUUUCAUCGCUGCGGCUGCCUCAGCAUUUGGAAACGCAUCUGUCCGGCCCUAAAAGGUGUUGGCUAUGCGAUCUGCCUGAUCGACAUUUAUAUGGGAAUGUACUACAACACUAUUAUUGGAUGGGCGGUGUACUAUCUCUUCGCCUCGUUCACAUCCAAGUUGCCGUGGACGUCCUGCGAUAAUCCUUGGAACACGGAGAACUGUAUGCAGGUGACCAGUGACAACUUUACGGAACACGCCACCUCACCAGCCAAGGAGUUUUUCGAGCGAAGGGUUCUCGAGAGCUACAAGGGCAAUGGACUGGAUUACAUGGGUCCGGUGAAGCCAACCUUGGCACUUUGUGUCUUCGGGGUCUUUGUACUAGUGUAUUUCUCCCUUUGGAAGGGCGUUCGAAGUGCCGGAAAAGUUGUCUGGGUCACAGCCCUGGCUCCCUAUGUGGUGCUGAUCAUCCUCCUGAUUAGAGGCGUUUCACUGCCCGGCGCAUACGAGGGUAUCAUGUAUUAUCUAACCCCCGAGUGGCACAAGCUCAAGAACUCCAAGGUUUGGAUCGACGCCGCAUCGCAGAUAUUCUUCUCUUUGGGCCCGGGAUUCGGAACCCUGCUAGCCCUUUCCAGUUACAAUAAAUUCAAUAACAAUUGCUAUCGCGAUGCCCUCAUCACGAGCAGCAUCAACUGCCUGACCAGUUUUUUGGCCGGAUUCGUCAUCUUUUCAGUUCUGGGCUACAUGGCCUACGUGCAAAAGACCUCCAUCGACAAAGUGGGCUUGGAGGGUCCCGGGCUGGUAUUCAUUGUUUAUCCGGAGGCCAUUGCCACGAUGAGUGGUUCGGUGUUCUGGAGCAUUAUCUUCUUCCUGAUGCUGAUCACCCUGGGACUGGAUAGUACCUUCGGGGGAUUGGAGGCGAUGAUUACGGCGCUGUGCGACGAAUAUCCGCGAAUGAUUGGCCGGCGAAGGGAACUGUUCGUCCUGUUGCUCCUGGCCUUCAUCUUCCUGUGCGCCCUGCCCACGAUGACCUAUGGCGGAGUGGUGCUGGUAAAUUUCCUGAAUGUCUACGGACCCGGGUUGGCCAUUCUUUUUGUUGUCUUCGUAGAGGCAGCCGGAGUCUUUUGGUUCUACGGAGUAGAUCGCUUUAGCUCGGAUGUGGAACAGAUGCUGGGCAGCAAGCCAGGUCUCUUCUGGCGGAUCUGCUGGACCUACAUUAGUCCCGUAUUCCUGCUGACCAUCUUCAUAUUCUCCAUCAUGGGCUACAAGGAGAUGCUCGGCGAGGAGUACUACUAUCCGGACUGGAGCUACCAAGUGGGCUGGGCCGUCACCUGCUCCUCGGUGCUGUGCAUCCCCAUGUACAUCAUCUACAAGUUCUUCUUCGCCUCGAAGGGCGGAUGCCGCCAGAGGCUGCAGGAGUCCUUCCAGCCGGAGGAGAGCUGCGGAUCGGUGGUGCCCGGCCAGCAGGGCACCUCGGUGUGACAUGACCACGCGCAGGUCCACCUCAACAUCCGCACCAGCUGCACGAACAUCAAGAUCUACAACCUUAACUGCAGCAGCAACAACAGUUUGUCACCAACAACCUCAGUGGCCGUCGACGGGAGGAGCUGCCACGGCGCCGCCUUCCACUCAAACAAUCUCAACGUCUGCUGUCAGCCGGAGGAGCAGAACAGGAGCCGGCAGCAGCAGCAGCAGUAUCAGCAUCAGCAUAGGAUCAGCAGCGAUAUCAUUAGUGCUAGUCUUAGGCAGUCGCAUAGCCAUAGUUUAAGCCUCUGCUCGGUGCAGAGCAAUCCCAUGAUGAGCACCCGGAUUCCACUUGCUGCCGAGGACAAUAACUGCUCGCUGAGACUCAGCAGCUGCCAGCCGCUCAAGUUUCCGCUGGCCAGCGAGUGGCUGGUCUAAGGAAAGCUUCCCACAAGGGAAGGGGGUCCUGCAAAGCAGCCAUUUUGCAGGACUCCCCGUGCACAAUAUAUCAUUAGCGUAAUGGAACUCAACGUUUAAUCUAGUUUGAUUGCUUCGCAAGCACAUAGUGAACCUAAGUAUUCUGGUAGUCCACUUAGCCCUAGUUCGUAAGCGUUAACUAGCUCAGCUGUAAGUCAAGUGAAAUUUGGUAAAAUGCUUUCUAAGCAAUAACUGCUCUAAGAUAGAGAACGCCCUGUACAAUGCAUUACUCAAAAGUUUUCCGGCGCGCGGGAAAGGCAAUUGUAAGACAGCCAUUUACAUUGCUUUUCCGGCGCGUUUAAUUUGUUUUUUGAAUAUAA